This is a messenger RNA of Verticillium alfalfae VaMs.102, 1155 nucleotides long. RefSeq lists its product with no specific name. Bases 1 to 1155 code for a protein of 384 amino acids. Lineage: Eukaryota; Fungi; Ascomycota; Sordariomycetes; Glomerellales; Plectosphaerellaceae. The transcript is spliced from 2 exons. The record is from RefSeq and is a predicted model, not a curated record.
AUGACGUCCCGCAACACAGACGCAGGCUGGGACGACAGCACCUCGAGUGAGAGGACCGCCACAAUAUACCAGUUUCCCGAAAUCGCCAUCCCCCUGUGGGCAACACUCCUAGGCGUCACAGAAAGUCAGAUCCAGACGAGCACGAAGCGGGUCGCCGGCAGCAUCUCCCAAAAGCUGUCACGGCCCAUCACCCAGGAGGAGGUGGCGUCGCUAACGACCAUCUCGGCGCGCGACGUGGUGAUUCACUCGGCUCAAGCUCCCGAUCGGUCUCACCAUGGCCGCGGUCAUCGCCUACAACGGACGCGCCAAGUUUCGCUUCCCUUUCUGGCAGCCCAAAUGGGUCAAGACGAGCCCGCACGUGUUCCCAGCUGCACAGCAGUGCUGAGGGCAGCGCGCACUACGCGUGCACAUCUCAAGGCCCUCGCCGACGCCCUGCGCCGCCAGAGGGGCGGGCGAGGCGCCCAGCGGCCAGACGCCGGACGGGGGCAGGUACACGUCGAGGGCCAGCAAGACGGAGCUCAUCCGGGCCAAGGACGAGCUCGAGGCCGGCCCUGCGCCAAGGCAGAGGAGUCGCUGCGCAACAGCGCCAACACGUCACCGGAGGCUCUCGAGUCUGGGCUCAACGCCAUCCGGGAGGCCAAGACGGAGCAGCUGCGUCGGCUUGAUGAGGCCAUUGCGGCCAAGGAGGACCCGCAGCACUCUGUUGAUCAGGAAAAGGAGUACGACACUCUCGCUGGCUCUGGGCCAGGUACGCCUGCCACGUCACAAAGCACAUAUGCCACAGGGCCGACCAAGCCGACGACCUGGACUUCGGGCUCCACGGAGACCACGCAGUCUCCAGGCUGGGGCAGCUCGGGCGUCGAGGGCAUCGACGACGAUGCGUCGCCCGUGGCACCAGGCGCCAGAGGCUCUCCGCAAGGCACAUUCUCCGGGUCGGCAUGGGAUAGAGUGCGUCAGCAAGCGGCGGCAGACAGACAGCAGCAGGGCCGCGUGCCGAACGCCAACGCCGGCAGCUACGGGAGCAACUACCCGUACAAGGCGACAGAAAAGGACAAGGCCGAGGCCAAGAGCCAGGCGCAGGAGGAGUUUGAUGCGCUGCUCGAGCGGGAGAGACAGGUUGAUGAGGGCAAGUCUGGUUGGGGAAGGCGGUCAUGA